AUAUUACUCUUUUCUUCUCUCCAAAGAUAUAAUCUACUUCUUUAUAUAUCUACACACAACACAUACAAGAGUCAUCUAGAUCUUACUUACACAAUCUAAAAACCUAGUUGUUCUUUAUCAAAAAAUCCAGAGAAGACCAAGAACAAGGCAUGGCGAGAUCACCAUACUACGGCUCAUCGUACUUAGACUACCUCUCUCUCCCAAACCCACAUCUCUGUUUCUUCUUCAUCGUCGUCUUCUUCGUGUUUUCCCUCACAUGGUACUUGAACUACGAGUCCGUCCUCGAAGACACCCUUGACCAGCUCAAGCUCAUCCUCAUGUUCACCCCUCUCUUCCUCCUCCUCCUCGUCCACUUCUUCUCCGGCGGCCUUUCCUUCUACGUCCCCUGGCCUGAACAAGACUCUAUUCACCGUGCCGGUUCUUCCCCUUGGGGUGUAGCAGCCGUGCUCGUGCUCAUCUUGUUCAUGGUCUCGUACCAGUCUGAUUUCCAGGAGAGGUGGUUCCCUUUUGGGGGUAAGUAGAUCGAUCAAAGUUUAUGACCACCAGCUUUAGUUAUUUCCC
Camelina sativa (false flax) is the source of this 561-nucleotide messenger RNA. Lineage: Eukaryota; Viridiplantae; Streptophyta; Magnoliopsida; Brassicales; Brassicaceae. The record is from RefSeq and is a predicted model, not a curated record.